Entrophospora candida is the source of this 3096-nucleotide messenger RNA. The record is from the annotation of a GenBank genome assembly. Lineage: Eukaryota; Fungi; Glomeromycota; Glomeromycetes; Entrophosporales; Entrophosporaceae.
AUGGACGAAGAAAUUGAAGAAUUCGACGUUAAUCAAGUAGAUGUAGAGUUUUUUGAAUUUAAACUAUUACGUAAAAAUACUCCGAGUGUACGUUUAUCUGAAAAUGUCUUCGAUUUAUCCAAAACUCCAUCACAUUCCAACUUACUUGUUGUCUCUAAUCUUUAUGGAUAUUUUGUUGCUGCAUCAAAUAAAGACCUUCGUGCGAAGUUUGUGAAUUCUGAAACUUCUGAUGAAUUAAAAAUUAAUUUUGAUCAAAAGAUUCAUGUUGAUAUUUUAGAAGGUUGUGUGAUUUCUUUAAGACUUUCCUCUGAUCAACUAACAAUUAUAGUCGCUAUACAAGGUGGUAUAGUAUUAUACUAUGAUGUGACAAAAAUUGGAGUGGAGCAAUCUUCUAUUCAACCAUAUCAAAUAAUGAAAUUCUCGGAUGAGAUUAAAGAUAUUCGUCCAAAUUUAGGAGAAAGAUUCAACAUUGUUGCUAUUUUACUUGUAUCUGGUAUUGUGCAUAUUUAUGAUUAUUUAAAAAAUGAGCAAAUUGGAAUCAUAGAUAAUAUUAAAUUAGGAGAUCAAGUUACUGCUCUUUGUUGGUCUCCAAAAGGGAAACAAUUAGUAUGUGGCACACAAACUGGGAAACUAAUGCAACAUUUACCUGAAGGAAUAGUGAAGUCUUCAAUACAGCCACCAAAGCAAUUAAUUCAACCUUCAUAUUAUGUUCAGAAUAUAUUAUGGUUAGACACUCCAACAUUUAUAGUAGCUUAUUUUCCAGUGGUACAAGAUGAAAAUUCAGAUCUUGAAAAUUAUAUAGUAUUUUGCGAUUCAAAGAAAAAAACUGUAUAUCAACAUAUUAAAGAUUUGUGUCCAUAUAGCACUGAUGAGAGAAACCCUAAUCUUUACAUGGAAACAAUCAGAAAUUGGGGCCCUAGAUCAAAGAAUCUUGUUAUUUGUGCAAACGCUAAUUCAAUCAAUGUACAUGUGAUUACAUGCGAUGAAUCAAAUGAAUGGUUGUAUUGGUAUUUGCCUGAAGGAUCCGAUGCAUCACUACCUCUUGGUGAUGAUGAUAAUGACACCCUCCCUAUUGGAAUGGCAAUUGAUUUCACCGAUACUGAUACUUGGAUCACUCAAACGCCUAGUGAAGAUAGAGUUGAAAUACCAUCAGUUCCUAUUGUUUAUAUUUUAAACAACGCCUCCGACAUAUUAGCAUAUAGAUGUUUCCAUAGAGACGCUUUUGAAUCAGGGUUUAAUUGUUCAGAUAUGAUAACUCCUCAACCACUACCAACUAGAGGUCACUCCUAUGGGCUGCCUCCUCCCAACACAGACCUAUUGCUAACGAAUAAAACUAUUCCAGAAGAUACUCAACUACUAACAUCAGCAGCAUCAUCAACAGCAACAGCGAUAGCAACAGCAAUAGCACCAUCAACAGCAACAGCAACAGCACCAUCAAUAGCACCAUCAACAGCACCAUCAACGGUAACAGCAUCAUCAACAAGAUCAACAGCAAUAGCAUCAUUAACAGCAUCAUCAACAUCAACAGUAACAUCAACAGUAACAUCAACAGUAACAUCAACAGUAACAUCAACAACAACAUCAACAGCAACAACAACAUCAACAUCAACAGCAAUAACUUCAAACAAAAAGAGAAGGAAAUUUCAAACGCUGAAUGCUGUCGAUGCAAACAAUCAAUAUUUAGGCGACGACUCAAAUACAAUAACUAUUCAGGCAUUCAAACAUUUGUCGUUGGAAACAAGACGAUCGAAUGAUCAGGCUGAUGAAUUAAUAGAUGAAACAUCAAAUAUUACAUCCAAAUUAAACGAUGUUUAUAAAAAUAUUACUCAAACUGAAGCUCAUAUUAAAAAAGAUAUACAAAUAAUAGAAAAACAUGAAGAAAAUCAAACUUGUGAUUCCUUAAAAAGGCUUGGAUCAAUAGGAAAAAAUGUUAAGGAGAAAAUUGAAAAGUCUUAUCAAAAUACUAAAGAGACUGCUUUGGCAUUAGAAGUACAAGAAUCUCCUUUAGAAUAUAUUGAUCGUUCAGUUUCUAAUAUCAGUAAAUGCUUAUAUCGAAAUUCAUCUCAGAUGGAUUAUUUGAUUGAACAAUUAGAUGCACUCACUCUACAAAAAACCCAAUCUGAGAAAAAAAUUGUAAAAGAGCCGUCGUCGGCCUCAAAAAAAACUUCAACACAUAAAAAUAUUGAACAAAUCAAAUCGUCAUACAAGUUAAAUGAUAAUCUUUCUUAUUCAGAUGAAGCAGCCAAAAUAGCAACAGAUUAUUUCAAUAAGGAACAUGCCUUCAACAAAUUGAAAGAUAUAAAUAAAUUCAAAAGAAAAAACCCAGUCAAUAAUUUAUUCGAUCCUGAAAUGAGUCUUGAAGACACAAUCACCAACAAAAAUAUUGAAACUUUAAAAGAAAUAAAGAAAUCAACAACAAUAUUAGGCGUAGUAGAGGAAGAUGCUCCCAGAGUCGAUGAAGAUGAAAAAGAUAGAAAAGAUGAGGAAGAUGUUGUAUUUGAAGCUGCAUUAAUAUCAUCAUUAUCUUUCACUCAACCAACUUCUCAGCCUGCAUCAUCAUCUGCAUUAAUAUCAUCACCUUUCGCUCAACCAACUUCUCAGCCUGCAUCAUUAUCUGCAUCAAUAUCAUCACCUUUCGCUCAACCAACUUCUCAGCCUGCAUCAUCAUCUGCACUAACAUCAUCACCUUUCACCCAAUCAACUUCUCAGCCUGCAUCAUCACCUGCAUUAAUAUCAUCACCUUUCGCUCAAUCAACUUCUCAGCCUGCAUCAUCAUCUACAUUAACAUCAUCUCCUUUCUCUCAAUCAACUUCUCAGCCUGCAUCAUCAUCUGUAUUUGGGCAAUCUGCGUUUUCACAACCUGCGUUUGGGCAACCUGCGUUUGGUCAACCUGCAUUUGGUCAACCUGCGUUUGGUCAACCUGCGUUUGGUCAACCUGCGUUUGGUCAACCUGCAUUUGGUCAACCUGCAUUUGGGCAACCUGCGUUUGGUCAACCUGCGUUUGGGCAACCUGGUUUUGGUUCUUCGUCUCUUGGUUUAAAUACUACACCUUUAAAAACACCGAGUAGCGGUGGAUUUGCUCGUUACACAAAGUGA